Candidozyma auris is the source of this 1950-nucleotide messenger RNA. RefSeq names its product Vrp1p (gene VRP1). The record is from RefSeq and is a predicted model, not a curated record. The transcript is spliced from 2 exons. The coding region runs from base 1 to 1950 and encodes 649 amino acids. NCBI's taxonomy places the organism in Eukaryota, Fungi, Ascomycota, Pichiomycetes, Serinales, Metschnikowiaceae.
AUGAUCGGCGGCCCGGGGCUGACCCCUGCUGUACCUUCAAUUGGUGCCUCUGCGCCUUCUGCUCUGGCAUCUCCAGCUCCCAGUGGUCUGGCUCCAUCGCCAGCUCCUCAAUUGGGUGAUAUCUUUGCUGGAGGCAUGCCAAAGCUCAAAUCUGUCAAGGACAACAGAUCGGGAAAGGUGCCUGCGAGCGCCCCCAAGGUGCCUCUGUUCAACGAGCCUAAGGUUCCUUCUUCGGGGCCGCCUCCUGUGCCUGGAGCUGCUGCUCCUUCAGCUCCAAAAGUACCUUCUUCAAGGCCUUCUAAGUCUGCUGGCCCUCCAACUCAGCUGGCUCCUCCACCUCCACCGCUCCCAAGUUCACCUCCACCGGUUCCUUCAGGUGCUCCCCCGGUGCCAACUUCUAGCUCAUUGAGUGUGCCCAAAGUACCACCUUCAAGACCUAAGAAGCUGGGCCACUUGAAGACAAGCUCUGUCAGUUCCGUCAGCUCUAUGGAGUCAGCCAGUCUGGCCAGAACGGCUCCUCCUCCGCCCCCUUCAGAGGCACCAGCUCCACCUCCAGUGCCUCUGUCACAUCCGCAAAAGGCUCCUCCAGUGCCCCUGUCACAUCCCCAAAAGGCUCCUCCGGUGCCCUCGGCUCCACCCCCACUACCUACAUCGCCACCUCCAGUACCUACCGGCGUUCCUAAAGCGCCACCGGCUCCAAAAGUUCAGCUGAACCUGCCAGCUCCAAUGCCUCCCGGCGGUCUUCCCUUUUUGGGAGAGAUCAACGCAAAGAGAGACGAUAAGCAUGUGGUAGACAAAGUGGAAGACGUUUCUAGGAGUCUGAGGCCGGAUCCUCCAAGAGUAUCGGCUCCUCCGCCUUCAACGCUGGCUCCGCCCCCACCCCCAGUUCCUAGCUCGGCUCCCCUCUACCUUCAACUCUGGCUCCACCCCCACCGCUGCUGUCGUUCGCUUAACAAAAAAUCCUCGUCAUCCUCAGCCUCCAAAGCUCCUCCUUUGCCUGGUGGACUGCUUCCCUUCUUGGAUCAAAUCAAUGCAAAACGAGAUGAGUCCAAUGUCGUUGAUAGCACCUCAUCUUACUCAAAGGACCACAAGGAAAGCAGCCUGUCGUCAUCAAAGCCUCCUGUUCCAUCAAGCGCUCCACCCAUUCCAAAGAACGUACCACCAGUGCCUACACCAUCAGCGCCCAAACCACCAAGUUCAGUACCAAAGCCUCCAACCGCUUCUGCACCACCAUCGACGCCUCCGGCGCCACCUCCAGCAGGGUUGCCGUUCUUGGAUCAGAUCAAUGCUCGCAAUAAAGAAUCUCAGGCAAAGCAGAAGCCACCUUCGACAAGUGCUGCUCCACCCAUUCCGCAAGCUUCAGCGCCAACGCCUCCAGCACCUCCACAAAUUCCCACUCAGGCUCCACCGCCACCGAAAAUCCCAAGCCAGGCUCCUCCUCCACCCAAGAUUCCAUCUCAAGCUCCACCUCCACCUAAGAGCUCGAUUGAGGCUCCAUCUCCACUGCAGAUUCCAACUCAGGCGCCUCCUCCCCCUCGGGCACCACUGCCUCCACUGGCGCCUCCUCUGAUUCCUCCACUGGCACCUCCACAGAUUCCUUCUCAGGCACCUCCACAGAUCCCUUCUCAGGCGCCUCCAUCGCUACCGAGAGAAAGCGGGUCAUCCUUCAGCUCUAAGCCGAAAAAGGCAGCUCCCCCACCACCUCCAAGCGUAAUGGAGCAGCAGCAAUCCACGGGACAUGAACUCAGAAAAAUCUCUGCUCUGGAUUACACUAUCAACACACACCAUCGCAACGGCCUGAGUGGGAACCAGAGACUUGUGAUUGAGGACACUAGAUUUAAGUUCAUCAAUAGCGAUGCAUUGCCAAACCCAAGAAGAUUUGAAAACAAAGAAAAGCUCUACCCAAGUGGAAGAGGCUCAUCCGUGCCGCUUGAUCUACUGCUUUUCUGA